AUGGUUCCACCGGACAUCGUAGGGCCAGUGGAUUUGCAACCGACCUUGGCAGCGAACGCCAUUACUGCCGGAGAGCCACGACUGGUAUGUGGUCUUGCAGCACGCUUCACAUGCGAGGCUGCGGCAGGUGCCACGUCGAUUCUGAUUCAGCUCGAUCGGCUAAGCAAAGCCAAGUGUGACGAGAUUUUUAGCGAGUGCCGGCAAACCAACCCAGUGUUCACCUUCCAGGAAUUUGUAAAGAGUGCUGCAGCCCUUGCCUAUGAAGCAGAGAGCAUUUUUUUUCUGUUGCAAUUUGCUGAGUUGGACAAUCCUGGACGUUGCACACUGGGCUGCUUCGUGGCUCCUUGGCGUGAAGCACGGCGCAUUCUGACCCUUCUUAUCCUUGCAUGGGAUAGCGCCAUGAAACACAGGUUGUUCCCAAUGGCGGCUGGUCAGUUUGCAACCUCAAGCUUUUGUGGUGACAAUCCAGGUCCUGCUUGUAUUCGAGUUCAGGGCUUCUGCGACCCUAGCCAGGAUGGUGACUACUACAAGCACCCAGUCUGUGUAUCCGGCCAAGCCCAGUGGUCAAAGAUUGAUGGCUCGCUCCGAAUUCGAUAUGAUGGAGACGAAAGGAAUGGGCAGGCCGGAAAGUGGGUCUUGGAAACGGACGUGGUUGAUUUGAUGGCCAGCAGCUACGGAACCGAGAUUGCACGUCAGCCGACGUUCAAUCCAACGCCAAGCUUAGGGGACACCAUCUGGAAUCUGAAAUGCAGGUAUCCCAGCAACGAUGGUUUGGGCAGCUUUUAUAUCCAGUACCGUACCAAAAUUGUGGAGUUGGUGUCCUGCACUUGUGAUUCCCAGAUUGACUGCAACGGUGCUGGCGUGGCAAUUGGGAGCAAAGAGAACGGCCCGAACUGUUUGUGCGAAUGCAGUCCAGAUCGUGCUGGUGAUUCGUGUGAGAUUCCUCUUUGCCAGGUACCAGGUGUGCAAAAUUCUCUUGAUCCUGCCUGCGAAGAGGGUAAUUGGAUCUACCCAAAUGGAGUUUGUACGCCGAGCUGUCAAGAGGGCUACCAGCCAAAUCACCCCAGCUUCACGUGCACUGCGGAUGGUACUUUUUUGCUCCCACUUGGCUUCACCUGUGACCAAAUCUGGGUCAACGAAGCUCCUGUUGACGAGUUUGGCAACACUCCAGAUGCCUACAAGGAAACCACCAGCACUACGCCGCCGGAAUGCUCCGAUUUCGAUUGCGUCUUUCAUGGGACAGCCACCGGCAAGCGCCGAGAGGAUGGCAGUUGCGAAUGCAAUUGUGACAAGGGCUACACUGGUCCUCAAUGCCGCUCCAUUGUAGGUGAUUGCCUCGCGCCGCUGCACAAGAACAUUCCAAAUUCUGCACUUUCCACCUGCGUGGAAGGUUCAAGACCAAACCUGGUUUGUACUGCACGUUGUGCGGACAUGUACUAUCCGGUGCCGGAAACCUUGGAAUGUCAAGGAACUCAGCUUGUUCCCGAGAAGUUCCGCUGCUUUGGAGGUCCAACAACAGAGGUUAGGUGGUGCCAGGCUGCACAGAUUACUUCGCUGGUGUUUUCUGGUUGCACCGCGCUGGGACUGAUCGUGGCAUGCUAUACUUUCCAGCGGAAUCAGGCGAGAGAAUUCCAAAACUAUUUGCAUAAUGACAAGUUGGUGGAGGGUGUCCAAGAUGUGCAUGGCAACUACAAUGUGGUCCGCAUGACGAACGGCACGGAAUACCACUCCAAGUUGCCAGAUCACAUUUUGGCAUUUGAUCCACGAGAACCUCCCAAGGAGGGCUCAGCCCAUGAAGAGGAAGAUCAUGACAAUUCCUCGACUUUGGUGCCCGAGCAUGGCUUGCCAAGUCUGCAAGAUGAAGGUACCUAUACCCCGGAGGUGCGACAUAGCAUUGGAGGUCUGCCAGGACAGGUUGAGGUGCUGGCCUUGAGUGGUCCUGGCAUUCGACGUGGGGCAGAGGUGAUUCUGCAAAACAUCGUCGGCCGACCGGAGCUAGAUGGAGCGCAUGGGUGGGUGUUAGACUACAGCCACGAGACUGGACUCUACGAGGUGGAUCUUGAGGGGGUGGAGAUCUUGAAGAUGAUACCGGAAUAUUGUUUGCAAGACGUGGAGUUGUCUGCUGAGCCUCCAGCCAUCAUGUCUGCUCCAGGCCCGGAAGCUGCGGACGCGAACUGGCUCGUGAGUAUGAGGGACUUGGAAAACAAGGUGGAGGCCAGCCGCCAGGAGCGCUACAAGAAGUUUGCCAGUGAGCAGACCAAAGAAGCCACUGAACGGGAGGCACGCGUCAAGGAGGCUCUCCAGGAAAGCGCUGCGGUGCGCGCGGAUUUGGAAGGCCGCCUGCGUAUGGGCUUGCGGACUGGCGAUGCAGAAAUGUUGCGGGAAGCCAUCGCAGAGGUUCACGAGCUCUUGAAGCAGCCCUACUUGGCAAUAGCUCCGCCUGCAUCGCUUAGCUCCCUGCAGCGAGUCUUGGAGACCGCAGAAUCUCGCCUGGAGCAAUUUGAUACCAUCAAGGAGUCACGACAGCGUGCUGAAGACUAUGCCGAGCGCGUGCGCACAGGGAAGGCCGCGGACUGGAAGAUGACCUCGGCGGAUCUCUUGCGCUAUGUCCAGGAGUGCAAUCCUGGGAAAGUCCAAGCAGGCUUGAAAGCACAGCUUCCAGUUUUCCUGCGCUCUUCCGAUGGGCAGCGCUUCACCAUCCUGCAUGAUGCCUGCCGGGACGCAUGCCUUGACGAGCCACGCAGUGAGAAGGCUCAGAAACGGAUUGAAGUUGUCAGGCUCUUGUGCGAAGCGAGGGCAAACAAGAAUGCGGUGGACAUGAAGGACCGCACGCCUUUGGAUUUGGCAUUGGAGCUGGGCGGGCCAAAGGCUCGGCGCCGCCCGAGCGUCCGGGAGCUCCGGAAGCUCGGCCUGCGCACGGCCGAAGAAGCGGCCAUGGAGAUGCGCGGAGAAACCAUCCUCGUCGACGAGGACCGGAUGCGUGUGGGGUUCCGGAUGUGUGUCGUGUCCGUUUUUUCUUGCCGCAGAUGUUUGAGGUUGCGUUCCAAUGAUAUUACUAUAUACAUGUUGGAAUUUCAUUAUUGA
Messenger RNA from Durusdinium trenchii, 3084 nucleotides. NCBI's taxonomy places the organism in Eukaryota, Dinophyceae, Suessiales, Symbiodiniaceae. The record is from the annotation of a GenBank genome assembly.